CCCCCGGAGUCGCCCCUGGUGCAAAUGAUGCUGCAGCUCUUCUCCUUCCUGGACCGUUACUCCCAGCUGCAGCAGCUGCAGGAGAAGGCCGGCGAGUACCGUUCGCGCCUCCACUGUCAGGAGAGCCGUUGGCGCCGGCAGAUGCGGGGUCUGAAGAGGGCCUACCAGCAGCGGGUGAAGGACAAGCUCGGCGUCAUCCAGAGCCUGGAAGCCAUCAUCCUGGAGCAGCAGGGCCUCCUGGAGAAGGUGCAAGCAGGCUCAAAGCUGCCGUCCACUGGCCUGCUGUGCCCCGUGGCCCCCGGGGGUCUGCACCAGAUGGUGGAGUCCAUCAGCGCCCUCCAGGGAGAGCGGAGCCACCUGGCCGAGGAGGUGGUGGGUCUCCAGCAGCGGGUCGAAGAGCAAGAGAGGGAGAAGCAGCAGCUGUCCAGGAGCUUCCACCACCAGGUCCAAGGCCUGAAGCAGCAGAUCCAAGCGCAGGAGGAAGAACGCGAGCAGCUCCGCCUGGGCAGGGGCGUGACGGACUCGGAGAAGCGGAUCCACAACCUGACCGUGGAAAACGAGGGUCUCAAGCAGAGUCUGCAGCUUUCCCAGGGGCUCCUGCAGCAGGCGGCUGCCAUCUCUGCCCAGCCCUCUGCUCUGAUGGCCACG
Notechis scutatus (mainland tiger snake) is the source of this 648-nucleotide messenger RNA. The record is from RefSeq and is a predicted model, not a curated record. NCBI's taxonomy places the organism in Eukaryota, Metazoa, Chordata, Lepidosauria, Squamata, Elapidae.